UGAGCGACAGACCGACGCCGGAAGCGGAAGUGACGACCCGCUCGGAGUGGGAGAGCGUUUGUGUGUAGACGGGAUGGAGUGUACGGCACCGGGAUGAGCUGAGAGCCGUGUCCUAACCGGAAGCAGACGGGAGAGAUCCAGGGAGGUUGCUACUCGCUCCGUAAUUAGUCGGGGGUCACCCUACCUUGGCACUAGGUUGGCUGUAUAAGAAGAAUAAAGCAAUGCUUAACGUGAAGGAGGAGAAACACCAGCAUCCACAUGGACACGAAGAGAAGCAUAAGAAGAGGAAACGGGGGAGACCGUUGGGGAGCACAAAGAAAAAGCCCCUGCUUGAAGGCGAAUCUCCAUCCACUGAAUUUGUAGUUAAGAGAGGGAGAGGAAGACCGCGGAAAUGUGAACUGGCCCACCUAAACGGGAUACUGACCAGCGAUGGAGAGUCGGCCCCAAAAAAGGGACGCGGUAGGCCUAGGAAAAUACAGAAAAUGGAGGAAAGUUCUGAAGAGUCCUCCAUGAGCUGUGUUGAUGUUUCCCCUAAUCCCAUGAAGACGGAGGAUUGCUACGAUAGUGAUGAAGAUAUAAGUGGGUCCAAACCCCAGAAAAAAGAGCUUAGAGCCAGCACCUCAACAAGGGCCGGGAAGAAUACUCAUCCCGUUGGUGUAUUGCCUCAAAGGGGCUGGGCCCAGACUGGAACCGGCGAGCUCCUUCCACCAACCAGAGAAACGCAUGGGUCUCAAUACCCGGGCUGGGAAACUGAUCCAGCACCUGUGAGCUGGGUGCCAGGAGGGGCCAUUGACGAGUCUGCGAAUACCGUGACACACUGGGUUGUUGAGGAACCCCAAGGCCCGCAGCAGUGUCCUGUGCACGCAGAAGGACACGAACAGCAUGAGUUUAGAGAGGAUCUCCUGCGUGGAUUGGCUGAAUUACGGUAUCAACUGACACGGGAGCUGGCAGCCGCAAGAGGGGAGAUGCGGGAAGGGGCUGAGCUGGUAAGAACGGCCAUCGAUGGGGUAUCUGCUGAGAUUCGCCGGCUUUGUCUCCUGUUACAGCCGCUAAUCACAAUGCUGACUUCAGGGAAUGGGACGCGUCCCCAGCAGAGCUCGUCCCCUGCCAGCAGCACGCUUCGCCCGCAGCAGGACACUCCAUCUAACGACCCACCAAGUGCCACUCAAGAAGGUCCACACUCUGUCGACCCCAUUGUCCCACAGGAUACUGUCCAUAAUGUGCUACACGUUAACACACCUUCUGGAAACACAGUCGGUCUCGGUAAUCAGGUCUCAGUUCCCGCUAAAUGCCCGAGCCCCUCGCAUGAAGACGUUCCAUGUUCCCCGUCUCCAGACGACCAUCACCAAGAUAUGCCCCCUGUGAAGAGUUCCUCAACGACCAUCAACAACUUCAGCAAGUCGCCUGAAGCUUCCCCCUCACACACACCGGAUGACCAUCAGCCCGUAGCAAAGCCCGCUACACCUGACACCCCAAUGCAGCAAGACAUUACACUUUCUGAAUAUCAGCAGAAUAUAUCGGAUGCAUUGAGUUGUCUAUCAAGCAUCAAAAGCAGUUUAUGCCAAAAGCUUGAAACGUCUACCGAAAACACAUCGUGUCCCUCCGUAGAUAGUAAAAAUUCCCCCAAAUCUACGAGCCCACCCAGACAGAUCAUGCCAGCCGGCCAGUCCCUGGAUGAGCCUCCGCAGGGUGCUGGCCCACCAACCAAUAACAACCUCUGCCAGGCUCAGGAUGAAGCCCCGGUCUUAUUGGCUAGCCAAGCUGUAGAUACCGCCGUUUCAUUGGGUGACGGAUCUCCUAAUACAGUGUCGUAUCCCUCGGCCAGUAACUCUCCUCUGCCAGUGCAGGAAACAUCGAUGUUAUUUACGCAUGUUGCGGAGGAAAGCCUUGGAAUGAUGUCAGAUAACUCUGUGCUAUCGCACUCGGCAGCCACGCUGUCCCAAGACUGUAUCCAAAUGUUACAAACCAACACCAUGAUGUCAGAGGACUCGGCUGUCAUGCCACAGGCCCUUCCGCCAUCACCACACAUGGGUACGGCGUCACUACAGUCGGAGAGGGACGUGGCUCUGAUGCUAUCACAAGACUCCAAGUCGCCGGUAUCGCUCGCUGACUUCCCGUCCAUGAGGCCGGCAGAAAUGGACGCUGGCUUUCCUCUGAGUUAACGCACGGGAAAUGUUUCUAUUCCGAUGAGUUCAGACAUACGUAUCGAUGAUGUCACAACCCCCCCCCGUGAAUUUAUUUUAAAAUUCUGGUUAUAUUGCUGAAACCUGCGGCUGGCCGGCCUCGAUGGAUUUUAUACGUUUGUGACUUGCUUUCUCAUGAAACGUGUAGCGUGUUUGUGUACCAUCAGCGUGUUGUACAGAACAUAACUUUUAUCAUUCGGUUUAUAAGCAAAUAAAAGUCACAGUUCACGCGGGA
Spea bombifrons (plains spadefoot toad) is the source of this 2418-nucleotide messenger RNA. RefSeq lists its product as uncharacterized. Lineage: Eukaryota; Metazoa; Chordata; Amphibia; Anura; Pelobatidae. The transcript has 7 exons. Gene Ontology annotation, molecular function: DNA binding. The record is from RefSeq and is a predicted model, not a curated record. Bases 222 to 2162 code for a protein of 646 amino acids.